This is a messenger RNA of Archocentrus centrarchus (flier cichlid), 1710 nucleotides long. RefSeq names its product glycolipid transfer protein-like. The record is from RefSeq and is a predicted model, not a curated record. Gene Ontology annotation, cellular component: cytosol; membrane; cytoplasm. The coding region runs from base 70 to 699 and encodes 209 amino acids. Gene Ontology annotation, molecular function: ceramide 1-phosphate transfer activity; ceramide 1-phosphate binding. Gene Ontology annotation, biological process: intermembrane lipid transfer; ceramide transport. Lineage: Eukaryota; Metazoa; Chordata; Actinopteri; Cichliformes; Cichlidae. The transcript has 5 exons.
GGUUCUUCUCAGCUGAGAGCUGCUCGCUGCUGCCGCUUCUGUAUUUAUCACGCUCAUAAGGAAAGGAUCAUGUCGCUUUUAAUGGAUAAUCAAUUCAAUGAACUGCCCCCUGACAAGUCGCUCGACACUAAGACAUUCCUGGACAAUGUGUCUCAUCUCCCUGCGUUUUUUGACUGCUUAGGAUCAAAAGUGUUUUCAGUCAUCAAAUCAGACAUUAACGGCAAUAUAACGAAAAUUAGAGCGGUAUAUGUCACGGAUCCUGCAAAGUACACCACCCUGCAGGACAUUCUGGUGGCAGAGCGAGAAGCCCAUGGAGCAGAGUGGCCUAAAGUUGGAGCAACAUUAGCUCUGAUGUGGCUGAAGAGGGGUCUACGUUUCAUUCAGAUUCUGCUCCAGAGUUUGGCAGACGGGGACAGAGAUGAGAACAACCCAAACCUCAUUCGGGUGAAUGUGACCAAAGCCUAUGAGCAGGCACUGAAGAGAUACCAUGGCUGGAUUGUGCAAAAGAUUUUCCAUGCUGCAUUACUUGCAGCUCCCUACAGAUCAAACUUCCUGAAGGCUCUGUCAAAAGGAGAGGAAGUGAAAGAGGAGGACUGUCUGAUAAAUGUUCGUCAGUUCCUGGUUAAUUACACAGCCACUGUAGAUACCAUCUACGAGAUGUACACAAAUCUGAAUGCGGAGCUGGACUACACUGUUUGACGUCCCGGCACGUGACUGGACUGGACGUGCAGGAGUGCCCUGCGUAGCUCUCAGGUGUCGCAUACGUCCAGUUAUUUUUAGGAUUGAUUCGAUUUUUUUUUUUUCCCUUCUUGUGUGAUAUUUAUUUCUUUAAUGAAACUAUAAUUUUUAUUGCUUUGAAUUUGCUCUUUAGACAAUGCAAAUGCCUUAAUUAAAUGCAGCUUUUUCUUAUUUAAUUUAAUUUUAAUGCAGGAUUGUUGCAGUUUUCACUUUUGCACUGGACCAUUUUGGCAUGAUUUUGCGUGAGUUACUGCUUUAUAUACAACAGGCUGCUUCACCUUCAACUUUAAUUCCUGUUCAUUUCUUACAUUCAGAUGUUCUCAACCUGACUGCACAAGCUCAGUAAAUUUUACAUCUUCAAAUUUUUGGAUUCCACAGAGUGCCUUGCUGUUACUGAAUGAAUGUUUUAAAAAUAAGCUCCACAUUUAUACAGCUCCAGAAAGCUGGUUAUCUAUACAGAUAUCUACUGCCUGUUGUUAAUUUAAUCAAUACCAAAGCAGCUGAAACUGAUCAACAAACCUCUCUGCUACUUAACUGACCAGAUCAAUAUCCCAGAAGUCAACUGACUUUUCUAUAUUCUGAUUAAAAAGUGUUCAUUUUCCUUUAAUUUAUCUGUAAAUUCACCUGUAAAGAAAAGCUAGUAGAACAAGUUUGUUUUUUUUUUUAAACCUUUUUGUGGCGUUUGUUGUGCUUUUGUUCAGCAGCAGGGUGCGGCUUGUGUAUGCUUUGUUUGCGUUGUUCUGUGACCUAUUACAUCUUAACUGCUCUAACCAAAAUAAUUUUGAGAACUGAAGCUUUUUUUCAUUUCGGGUGAACAGCAACCCAUGUUCACAUUUACUCAUAAUUUAUGAAUCACAGGCAUAUUUUUUUUUUUUAAUAAGUGAAUGCUGUAUGCAGUGUUUCUUUCUGAAGAAAUUUAUAUAUUUGUUAAAACUUUUGACUCAAAUUAAAUAACUCAGUUUGUGAAUCUUA